Pterocles gutturalis (yellow-throated sandgrouse) is the source of this 396-nucleotide messenger RNA. Its product is annotated as histone deacetylase 11-like. The transcript is spliced from 5 exons. The record is from RefSeq and is a predicted model, not a curated record. Lineage: Eukaryota; Metazoa; Chordata; Aves; Pterocliformes; Pteroclidae. The annotation marks the transcript as partial.
UGGUCAUUUGUUGUGGCUAUAAUCACAGAAAUUCCACCAGUUGCCUUUCUUCCCAAUUUUGUUGUUCAGAGAAAAGUUUUGAAACCUCUACGAACCCAGACAGGAGGAACAAUAAUGGCAGGAAAACUUGCUGUUGAUAGAGGCUGGGCGAUCAAUGUGGGGGGUGGUUUUCAUCACUGUUCAAGUGACAAGGGUGGAGGAUUUUGUGAAUAUGCUGAUAUCACACUGGCUAUAAAGAUCUUAUUUGAAAGAGUACAAGGGGUGUCUAAAGUCACAAUUAUUGAUCUGAAUGCUCAUCAGGGAAAUGGCCAUGAGAGGGACUUCAUGGAUGAGAACCGCGUAUAUAUUAUGGGUGCCUAUAACAGAUAUAUUUAUCCAGUGGAUGGAUUUGCUUAA